Messenger RNA from Emericellopsis atlantica, 3417 nucleotides. RefSeq lists its product as uncharacterized. Gene Ontology annotation, biological process: DNA-templated transcription; regulation of transcription by RNA polymerase II. Gene Ontology annotation, cellular component: chromatin. Gene Ontology annotation, molecular function: DNA-binding transcription factor activity, RNA polymerase II-specific; zinc ion binding; RNA polymerase II cis-regulatory region sequence-specific DNA binding. The record is from RefSeq and is a predicted model, not a curated record. Bases 1 to 3417 code for a protein of 1138 amino acids. Lineage: Eukaryota; Fungi; Ascomycota; Sordariomycetes; Hypocreales; Bionectriaceae. The transcript has 2 exons.
AUGUCCGGCUCCCUCGCUUUGUCUGCUACAGCUGAAAAUGCCAAUAACAACACUGCGCCCGAGGAAACCGUACCCACCGCCGCCGCCGUCAAUGCGACAAAGACGCCAAACUUUCCUCCGCCCAAGACCGACAAGCCCCGUCCCCACGUUUGCGCGACUUGCACCCGAUCCUUCGCACGAUUGGAACACUUGAAGCGCCACGAGCGAUCUCACACCAAAGAGAAGCCGUUUGAGUGUCCCGAGUGUGCACGAUGCUUCGCUCGCCGCGAUCUGCUGCUUCGUCACCAGCAGAAGCUGCACCAGUCAUCGACCCCAUCUUCGAGGCCUCGCAACCGCCGCGAGUCGACCAGCGGCACUCCUGCCCAGAGCCGAGCCCGCAAGAACAGUGUGGCCAACGCUGCUGCUAAUGCGAAUGGCGGCGGUAACAACAACUCGGGCGCUUCCAUGAGGCCCAGGGCCAACACAAUAAGUCAUGUCGAUCAGACUGCGAUGCACAUGAUCAAUGCUGCCAAUUCGGCUGUGGCCCCUCCCCGCGUUCCUCAGCCGCAUCAUGGUCACAACCGCCACGCCAGCCUCAUUGGCCUGCCCAUCAAUGGGCACGGGUUCGAUCAGACAUUCGGAGGCAUGGCCGCUGCUAUGGGUCAAAGGGGCACGCCGCAUGGUCUGAAAAUUGAGACGGCUCACGGGAUGGGUGACUUCAACAACGGUGGCCUCCGCACAGCACCCGCGUUGGCACUCAACGAGUUCGACAUGGAUUCGUUCAUGUUUGGGGCCAUAUCGGCCAACACGGUCAACCCGAACGCGUUGCACUACAGCGACUCUCCGCCAUCCUUGGCAAUGGGUCCCAUGGCCGACUUUGGUGCUCCGAUGCCCGAGAUGUACCCGACACAGGGUGGCCCCGACGACGACUUCGCUUGGCUGGCAGGAUUCGAAAACACAAUGACGUUGCAAAAUGAAAAGGUAGUGGAUGAGUCGAGUCCAUCGGCAAUCAGUUCGACAAGUCAAAGUGGGUUGAGCGAUUUGAUGCUCGAUGGGUCAAGGUCGAACAACAACGGUGCUCUGGCGCAGGCAAACGAAGCGAACCACACGUGGAACCACGGAACGAUGGGCCCUCCUCAAUUCCCGCUGAAUCAGUUUUCGAUGGAUUGCAAUAACGUCUUCCCGGAUCUACUAUACGGGGCACCCAUGUCCCCUCAGCCAGCUACUCAAAAGACCACCAAUGACCCGUACUUGUCUACGCCUCCCCCGUCCAUGAGCUCGUUGAGCCCUUCUGGUGUGCCUGGUUUUACCACGCAAAACAUUAAUCAGACCCUAGGCUUCGGUCUCGAACCGGAGACCCCAUCCUCCUUCAGUGGUGGCAAUCACGGCGCAUCCCCCGUGACUACCAUCUCUGAUGCCACCCGGAACACCAUUGUGAACGCCCUGUCCCAGUGUCUUCCCUACAGCAGUCGUAAACUUUCCUUCAGCAGUUCACAUGGCCUGCCCCAGUCACCCGGUACCCAGUCUGGUCAAGCGAAUUCCGUGCCCAAUGUUCAGGACUUGCAACGCUAUGUUGGGGCCUAUCUCACCUACUUUCAUCCACACAUGCCCUUUAUACACAUACCCACACUUUCUUUUGAUCCAAAUUCGUCUCACCAUGGUGGUAUGAGCGGCAUAGGCGGCAGUGGCUGUCUCAUACUAUCCAUGGCCGCGAUCGGUGCCCUGUACGAGCGCGAGCUCAGUACGUCUCGCGAACUUUUCGAGAUGGCCAAGAAGAUGAUUUUCUACUACCUCGAGGAACGACGCAAGACUGAUGUCCGCAAAGCUGACGUGCGACGGAGCACGCUGGGUCCGGAGCUCGGCCACCACCACGAACAAGCGACCCACACGCCGGUAUGGCUGGUACAAGCUAUGCUGUUAAACGUUGUAUAUGGCCACAACUGUGGUGACAAGACUGCCGGAGACAUUGCGUCCACUCAUUGCGCAGCCUUGGUGAGCCUGGCGCAGGCUUCGGAUCUCAUGCGACCGGUCCGCGUGGGCCGGACUGAGCCGCAGUACAGCACCAUGGACGACGAUGGCAGCUGGAAGAGGAUGACCGAACAAGCGGAGCAACUCGAAUGGCUUCGAUGGAAGACAAUGGAGGAACGCAAAAGGACACUGUACGCUGUCUUCAUCAUGUCGAGCCUCUUGGUUUCCGCAUACAACCACACGCCAGCCUUGACGAAUUCCGAAGUCUUCUUGGAUUUACCUUCCGAUGAGGAGUUCUAUUCGGCCGAGUCGAGCACUGCUUUCGCUGCGAUGGGCGGCAUCAGCGCCGCGGACCACAACCGCAUGACUUUCCACGAUGCCCUUGGCGAACUGCUGCGUACCAACGAGCGACAGCACAUGCUGAGGCCUGCCAGUGGAUUUGGGCUUGCGUCCGAUACCGAGGAGCUGCCCAAGACAGACCUGACCCCAAGCACUUUCGGUUGCCUUAUACUAAUCAACGCCCUGCACAAUUAUAUCUGGGAGACUCGCCAGAGGCAUCACAACAAAAUCUGGACGAACGAGGAGACCGAAAAGAUGCAUCGUCAUAUCGAACCUGCGCUCAAGGCCUGGCAGGCCGCUUGGGCGAACAAUCCCAAGCAUCGUCUGGAGCGGCCGAACCCCUUUGGCUUGGGGCCGCUAUCUGCCGACUGCAUCCCGAUGCUGGACCUGGCUUACAUUCGGCUGUUUGUGAACAUGUCCAGAUCCAAGGAGAGAUUUUGGCAGCGCGACUACGAUGGAAUGGCCAUGGAGAUCUCAAAAGGCAUGGAAAUCACUGAAAACGCCGGCGUCGAUAAGUCGGAUGCGGCAUCUGAGGAUCUCAGCCCGACAGCCACCGGUCCUGGGGCGACGGAUGGCAUGGAAUCCAACAACUCUUCCACCAACCCGAGCCGACGCGAGAAGCACUUGCGCAAGGCUGCGUUCUUUGCCGCCGGCUCACUGUCCAUGUCCGACAAGCUCAACUUGACAUUUUCCGAGAAUCGGGAGCUGUCUCUCCAGUCCGCCAUGUGCGCCUUUGACUGCGCGCAAGUUCUUGCCGAGUGGGUUGCAUCUCUUCAAGAUCGAGUCGGAGGCUAUUUGGGCAUUCUUGGCCACGACGAAGUGGAUUUUGCGCAGAUGCCUGCGCUCAUGCUGCUCGAAGAAGAGGACAUCAAAUUGCUCAAGAAGGUCGAGGAGCUCCUGUCCUCUGUCGAGAUGAAGAUGAGUCUCGAGGCCGGGAACGGCACAAACGGACCGAACAUCACGGCCGACGGUCAUCACGGUUUCGCGGCCAAGAUCCUACGCGUUACCGCGUACACACUCAAUCGCUCAGCGGUGUGGCCUGUGACCAACCUGACUGCCCAGUGCCUCGAGACGCAGGCAGCGUAUGCGAAAGCGCGCGCAGAGCGAUCGGUUGUAAAUAUGUCGAUUUAA